GGUGCCGGAUAAUGCGUCACGGAGCGCGUGUGCGCACGCCGUAGGGGGCGGGCCGUUCGGGCUUGGUUUCCUGGGUGACCACCGCUGGCUAGUCCGUUAGAGGCGUGCGGGCUGCGGAGGCGUGCGGGCUUCGGGUGCCAUGGGGACUCCUCCCGGCCUGCAGACCGACUGCGAGGCGCUGCUCAGCCGCUUCCAGGAGACGGACAGUGUACGCUUCGAGGACUUCACGGAGCUCUGGAGAAACAUGAAGUUCGGGACUAUCUUCUGUGGCAGAAUGAGAAAUUUAGAAAAGAACAUGUUUACAAAAGAAGCUUUAGCUUUGGCUUGGCGAUAUUUUUUACCUCCAUACACCUUCCAGAUCAGAGUUGGUGCUUUGUAUCUGCUAUAUGGAUUAUAUAAUACCCAACUGUGUCAACCAAAACAAAAGAUCAGAGUUGCCCUGAAGGAUUGGGAUGAAGUUUUAAAAUUUCAGCAAGAUUUAGUAAAUGCACAGCAUUUUGAUGCAGCUUAUAUUUUUAGGAAGCUACGACUAGACAGAGCAUUUCACUUUACAGCAAUGCCCAAAUUGCUGUCAUAUAGGAUGAAGAAAAAAAUUCACCGAGCUGAAGUUACAGAAGAAUUUAAGGACCCAAGUGAUCGUGUGAUGAAACUUAUCACUUCUGAUGUAUUAGAGGAAAUGCUGAAUGUUCAUGAUCAUUAUCAGAACAUGAAAUGUGUAAUUUCAGUUGAUAAGUCCAAGCCAGAUAAAGCCCUCAGCUUGAUAAAGGAUGAUUUUUUUGACAAUAUUAAGAACAUAGUUUUGGAGCAUCAGCAGUGGCACAAAGACAGAAAGAAUCCAUCCUUAAAAUCAAAAACUAAUGAUGGAGAAGAAAAAAUGGAAGGAAAUUCACAAGAAACAGAGAGAUGUGAAAGGGCAGAAUCAUUAGCGAAAAUAAAAUCAAAGGCCUUUUCAGUUGUCAUACAGGCAUCCAAAUCAAGAAGGCAUCGUCAAGUCAAACUCGACUCUUCUGACUCUGAUUCUGCAUCUGGUCAAGGGCAAGUCAAAGCAACUAGGAAAAAAGAGAAGAAAGAAAGAUCGAAACCAGCAGGAAGGAAGAUGUCUCUCAGAAACAAAGGCAAUGUGCAGAAUAUACACAAGGAAGAUAAACCUUUAAGUCUGAGUAUGCCUGUAAUUACAGAAGAAGAAGAGAAUGAAAGUUUGAGUGGAACAGAGUUCACUGCAUCCAAGAAGAGGAGAAAACACUGAACAAAGAGCCUGGUGUAGUUUUUAAUUUUGAGUUUUCUGACAGAAGAAAAGAUUGAUAUUUUGUGUAUUGAACAGGAAGACUGCCAGUAUUAAAAAAAUCCUUCUGGGAAUCUGUAGGUUAUUUCUUGGAAAUUGCAAUACGUAGUUCUAGAAUAAAAGUACAAAAAAUUAGAAUAAGAAUUCUUUAACAUUUUCUUUAAUGAUUUGCAUAAAUGGAGAUAAAACUUGUAUUUAGUAUGUAAUAGAAAAAAUUCUGUUAUUCGCAGAUUGUUACUAUUUCCUAUAACGUUUUGUGAUACUAUACUGUCCUAGUACAGUCUGGUAAUACUAUUCUAUUUUAUUUAAAAUAUUUUUUAUUAAAAUAUUAAUGUUUAUUACAUGCAAAUAACUAAUUAUUUUGUAUCUACAGUCGGAUAAUGGAUUUUUUAUUUUGUAUAUUUCUAUUUUGUAUAUUGUUAAGUGCAAUAAAGUUUUUGCCUUGUUUUAUUUUUUAAUACAUAAAACUUACAUUCUCAUAACAUGUGAUUGAUAACUUAGGAAGUUCACAAUGUAUUUUCUACUUGUGCAAUUAAAUAUUCUUUAGUGCUUGUUUAUUAUUACUAAAUACUAAUUAACUGAGUACUAACAAGUACUUAAAUACUAAUGUAUUAAGUAUUUAAGUACUUUCUAAUAAAAUCUUUAAUAAUGUAAA
Molecule: messenger RNA, 1937 nt
Organism: Pan troglodytes (chimpanzee)
Lineage: Eukaryota; Metazoa; Chordata; Mammalia; Primates; Hominidae
Gene: SNAPC1
Product: small nuclear RNA activating complex polypeptide 1
Exons: 10
Coding region: 140-1246 (368 amino acids)
Biological process (GO): snRNA transcription by RNA polymerase III; snRNA transcription by RNA polymerase II
Cellular component (GO): snRNA-activating protein complex
Molecular function (GO): sequence-specific DNA binding
Source: RefSeq, a predicted model, not a curated record